This is a messenger RNA of Galeopterus variegatus (Sunda flying lemur), 1462 nucleotides long. It is a transcript of the gene ENOSF1, whose product is annotated as enolase superfamily member 1. The record is from RefSeq and is a predicted model, not a curated record. Gene Ontology annotation, molecular function: magnesium ion binding; hydro-lyase activity. Bases 1 to 1161 code for a protein of 386 amino acids. The transcript has 12 exons. Gene Ontology annotation, biological process: amino acid catabolic process; carbohydrate catabolic process. Lineage: Eukaryota; Metazoa; Chordata; Mammalia; Dermoptera; Cynocephalidae.
AUGCAAACCCGAGAAUCAAAUCCUUUUGUAACAGUUGUCUGUGCUGUGAAUGCCCUUGCCCACCAUGUGCUCAACAAGGACCUCAGGGACAUUGUCAGUGACUUCAGAGGCUUCUACAGGCAGCUCACGAGUGAUGGGCAGCUCAGAUGGAUUGGUCCAGAGAAGGGCGUGGUGCACCUGGCUACGGCGGCUGUCCUCAAUGCGCUGUGGGACCUGUGGGCGAAGCAGGAAGGGAAGCCCCUGUGGAAGUUACUUGUGGACAUGGUAAGUAGAUUCUGUGAUAUUACAAUUGUUUCCGUAAAUGAAAUGGGCUCCCGGAUUACUUGCCUUUUGAUAUUCAGUAAAUAUAUUCACGACUGUCGGUUACUAUCAGAAACGACCGAGGUCCUCAUCAGACCCAGGGGAGCUUUCCAGUGUGUAAUGGUGGGUGUGUUCCUCUCCCCACAGCUCUGCGAGGAAGCGCUGAAGGAUGGCUGGACCAGGUUUAAAGUAAAGGUUGGUGCAGAUCUCCAGGACGAUGUGCGCAGGUGCCGGCUCAUCAGAGACGUGAUUGGACCAGAGAAAACUUUGAUGAUGGAUGCCAACCAGCGCUGGGACGUGCCUGAGGCAGUAGAGUGGGUGUCACAGCUGGCCGAGUUCAAGCCGUUGUGGAUCGAGGAGCCAACCUCCCCUGAUGACAUUCUGGGGCACGCUGCUAUUUCCAAGGCACUGGCCCCGUUAGGAAUUGGAGUUGCCACAGGAGAACAGUGCCACAAUAGAGUGAUAUUUAAGCAACUCCUCCAGGCGAACGCCCUGCAGUUUCUCCAGAUUGACAGCUGCAGACUGGGAAGUAUCAAUGAGAACCUGUCAGUAUUGCUGAUGGCCAAAAAGUUUGGAAUUCCUGUCUGCCCCCACGCUGGUGGUGUUGGCCUCUGUGAACUGGUGCAGCACUUGAUUAUAUUUGAUUACAUAUCAGUCUCUGCAAGCCUUGAAAACAGGAUGUGUGAAUAUGUCAGCCACCUGCAUGAACAUUUCAAGUAUCCUGUGAUGAUCAGGCAGGCUUCCUACAUGCCUCCCAAGGAUGCUGGCUAUUCAACAGAAAUGAAGGAGGAAUCUGUAAAGAAACACCAGUAUCCAGAUGGUGAAGUCUGGAAGAAACUCCAUGCCGCUCAAGAAAAUUAAGUGUUCAGCCCUUACGCUUUUCUUUUUUAAAUGAAAAGGCUUAAAAUUUCUUGGAUAUGGUUUCACAAAAAUAGAAGGAAAAAAAAAAUCCUACCAAUCAUGAUGAGUUCAGCUGAAAGUCAUAUUAACCUAAGGAAUCAGUUCAGUAAUCAUUAUUACUUGAUUCUUUUAGCAAAUCAAUGUACAUUUUCCUAUUUAAUCUUUAAAUUUAGAUUUAACUAACCCAAAGCCUAGGAAGGUGUUCUCACAAAAUUUCUAUCAAGUGCUGGUAACUAGACAUUAAACUGUACUUUGAAAAUAA